Messenger RNA from Hippoglossus stenolepis (Pacific halibut), 2637 nucleotides. It is a transcript of the gene nt5dc2, whose product is annotated as 5'-nucleotidase domain containing 2. NCBI's taxonomy places the organism in Eukaryota, Metazoa, Chordata, Actinopteri, Pleuronectiformes, Pleuronectidae. The record is from RefSeq and is a predicted model, not a curated record. The transcript has 14 exons. Gene Ontology annotation, molecular function: 5'-nucleotidase activity. The coding region runs from base 46 to 1836 and encodes 596 amino acids.
CAGAUCAACUCUUUGUUUCCCACGUGUUCACAUGGGGCCGUGGAAAUGUCUCUGAAACGCGUGAGCAGCGCGUUGAGCCGCUCGCUGUGGAGCAGGAGGAGCAGGAGCCCUGCGGUCAGCGGCUGCUCCUCCGUGCACAGGCUGUCGGGAGCAGCAGGAGCAGCAGGAGGAGGAGCAGGAGCAGGAGGAAGCUCCAGCUCCGACCCGGACAGGCCCGGUGCAGACGUGCCCUCGUCCACGGAGCCUCCCGGGGCAAAGAAGCGACCCAAGGGGCCCGUGGGCGCCCCUGGUGUCGGUGCCGUGAGGAGGCGGUCGUACACCUCCACCGCAGCUCCGGUGGACAAGAGGUCUUAUCUGUGGGCCCGGUACAAUGACCUGAGGCGGCUGGUUCACGACCUGAUCCCCCCCGGUGCGUGCAACCUCCUCAACUCCUCCACCAUCUACGCCAACAACGAGGUCAGCCUGGCCGAGGUGGACAUCUAUGGCUUCGACUACGACUACACACUGGCCCUGUACUCGAACGCUCUCAACACGAUGAUCUACAACACGGCACGGAGCUUUCUCAUCGAACACUUCAAGUACCCUGAGGGACUCCGCAAGUACGACUACAUUCCCAACUUUGCUGCUCGGGGUCUUCACUACGACAUCCAGAAGGGUCUUCUGAUGAAGAUUGACGCCUUCCACUACAUUCAGCCUGGAACUGUGUAUCGCGGCCUGAGUCCUGUGCCAGACGAGGAGGUCCUUCAGCUCUAUGGAGGAACCUACCACGUCCCCCUGCAGCAGGACAGUGGCUUCUAUGGGAAGGGACCGAAGGUGAAGCAGUUCAUGGACAUCUUCUCCAUCCCCGAGAUGACUCUCUUGGCCGUGGCAAACGAUUUCUUCAUCACCAACAACAUAGAAUAUGAUCCAGUUCACCUCUUCAAGGACGUCUCCGAAGCAAUCGGCAUGGUUCACCUCAAAGGCUACAUGUACAAGUGGGUGAUGCAAGAUCUGGAUAAGUUCAUCCAGCGAGGAGAGGAGACGGACGCCGUUCUGCACCAACUCGUCAGGGACGGAAAGAAACUGUUCCUCAUCACCAACAGUCCCUUCAGCUUCGUGGAUAAGGGAAUGACAUACAUGGUGGGGAAGAACUGGAGAGACUUCUUCGACGUUGUCAUCGUGCAGGCAGACAAACCGCACUUCUUCACCGACUGCAUCAAGCCUUUCCGACGCCUGGAUGAUAAAGGAGACCAGCGAUGGGACAAGAUCACAAGUUUGGAAAAAGGACAGAUCUACAAACAGGGAAACUUGUUUGACUUUCUCCGGCUGACGGGGUGGAGAGGAUCAAAAGUCCUUUACUUUGGAGACCAUCUCUACAGUGACCUGGCUGACCUGAUGCUGCGGCACGGCUGGCGUACGGCCGCCAUCGUACCCGAGCUGGAGCAGGAAACCAAAGUGGUGAGCACAGACCGCUACGCUCUGAGCCUCACGUGGCUCCAGGCUCUGACCGGCCUGAUGGAGCGUCUGCAGAUUCAUCGGGACCUUGAGUCGAAACAGGUUUUUCAGGAAUGGCAGAAAGAACGAGAGGAACUCAGGAUCAUGACGAAGAACUUGUUCAACCCUCAGUUCGGCAGCAUCUUCCGGACGUGUCACAACCCCACCUACUUCUCCAGGCGCCUGUGUCGUUUCUCAGACAUCUACAUGGCGUCCGUGAGCUGUCUUCUGAACUACGACCUCUCGUACACCUUCUACCCGCGGCGCACGCCCCUGCAGCACGAGGCUCCUCUGUGGAUGGAUCAGCUUUGCACCGGCUGCUUGAAGACGCCGUUCCUGGAGGAGAUGUCUCACAUUCGAUGAGAACCUCCCUCUCCUCAGAUACUGACUGAUUUCUUAAUGUAGGACUGGUGAACUCUUGAGAUGAAUUUUCAUAAAGCAGGGUUUCCGUUUUUUGCUGAGAAGGUGACGCACAACUUCCUCCACAGCAUUCCCCUUCCACUGAAACCCCUUUAAACCGAGAAGAACCUUUUAAGAACCAUUAAAAUGUUCCAUGGGCUAGAGCCACGUCAUUACAUCACUGUAGACACCAACCUCUAAGACUAUAGCAUCUCUUAUUAGUUUCAUCAACCCAAUAAAUCUACAGACUACAUAAGUCUAAACAGGCUGCAUUUAUCAAGCACUGCUCGAGUCUUGAUGAUCACUCAUAGGGCUUCACGGUACAGUUUUACCCUCCACCCAUUCACACACACAUUCAUACAGUGCAUCUGUGUGCACGCAUGCAUCAAUCACACACUGCCGGCACAGACAAUAGAGGCAAUUUGGGGCUCAGUAUCUUGCCCAAGGGCGCUUUGUCACGCGGAAAGGGGAAGUCAGGGAUCGAACCGCCGUGUUUCUUGUUAGUGGACAAAGCCACAGCCGCCCCACAUAGCUCUGUUUUAGAUAUAUAAUGCUUGGUGGGAAAGGGGGGAAACAGUGACCCACUUACAAAGGGAAUGCACUAGGGGGUGCUGUAGAUUUACUGAUCUCCAGAGAGAAUGCAGUUCAUGUUACAUGUUGAGGCACAAGACUGACAGUCUCUGGUUUUCUAAGUAUUAUGGAUCUGCUGAGCAAUAAUGACGCUAAUGUCGCACAACUACAACAAAUAAAAAAGUAAAAUCUGAA